AUGAUUGCAGCAGUGGAAUCGGUCAUUAAUCAGACGGAAGCGGCGGAGGAGACGAAGAAUCUUAUCCGACACCAAGUUACGUCCCUCCUUAUGACUCACAAGCCGCGCGAAACGCUCACAAAGGUCGAACGCCAUGCACUAAGAGAACUCAAGGCCGACAAGAACAUCGUCAUUGUGCCCGCGGACAAGGGGCGUUCCACCGUCGUACUGGACAGAACAGACUACCUUCAGAAGGCCAAAAACCUACUGGAGGAUCGCCAGUUCUAUGUCCCAUGUGAAACCAACCCCAUAAAAACGCUGACACGCGAAAUUAAUGCAACACUGUUGGCACUGGAUAACUCGGGUGCAAUAACAGCGACCGACCGACGCAUGGCGAUAGCUCAAGAAACGGCUUUGGCCCGAUUCUAUGGUCUCCCAAAGGUGCACAAGGAGGGCGCUCCUCUCCGGCCCAUUGUUUCGCUCAAAGGCACUCCAACGUACGGACUGGCAAGAUGGCUGUUUCGGCGCCUCAAAUUUCUGACCGCUGAUUCGGACACCACGGUCUGUUCGUCAACGCAAUUCCUGGAGAAGCUCAAAGGAGUAAGUCUCUUGCCCAAUGAGGUCAUGGUAUGUUUUGAUGUCACGUCCCUCUUUUCUUCUAUCCCCCAGGAUCUGGCAAUCGAGACCGUCCAGCUACUCCUACGAAACAAAUACGAUGAAACGGAGAAUCGUCUCGGACAUGCCCAAGUCCUUCAGCUCCUAAAGUUCUGUCUCAGGACAUACUUCACGUUUGACGGAACAAUCUACGAGCAAGUGAAGGGAACACCGAUGGGCUCGCCGAUUUCGGGAUUCAUCGCCGAGGCGGUGCUACAGCGGUUGGAGUCGCUGGUCUUCCAACAACACAGACCGAAAUUCUGGGCUCGGUAUGUGGACGAUACCUUCGUCGUCAUCGAACGGGAUCAGGUGCUAACGUUCAAAGAACGUCUCAACAGCGUCUUCCCGGACAUAUAA
Molecule: messenger RNA, 990 nt
Organism: Spirometra erinaceieuropaei
Lineage: Eukaryota; Metazoa; Platyhelminthes; Cestoda; Diphyllobothriidea; Diphyllobothriidae
Source: the annotation of a GenBank genome assembly